This is a messenger RNA of Eruca vesicaria subsp. sativa (arugula), 1137 nucleotides long. NCBI's taxonomy places the organism in Eukaryota, Viridiplantae, Streptophyta, Magnoliopsida, Brassicales, Brassicaceae. The record is from the annotation of a GenBank genome assembly.
AUGGAAACCGAAUCUUUUGUAUCGUUACCUCUUGACCUUACGAUAGAAAUACUUUUACGACUUCCGGCGAAAUCCAUAGGGAGGUUCCGAUGCGUGUCGAAGCUCUGGUCGACUAUGACCACCACUCCCAGCUUCGUCAAGUCUUACUCUGUCCACUCCUCGGCUCGGCCUUGUCUUCUUUACUGCAAGAAUGGAGAGGAAAAGUGUGUCUUCUACUCCUUGCCGCAUCAUCAUGAUACUGAAAAAUACCUCCCUAAAGAGGAAACUGGUCUACCUCUAAGGAUUAUAACUAAUGAGAAUAAUAUUCAUCAUCAGUCUAUCCACGGUUUGAUCCCCGUUGAAAAUUCUGAGAGUGUCAUAAUUUGGAAUCCAACCUUGAAACAACACGUAACCUUACCCCAGCUUAAAGUCUCGAAGCCAUUUAUAUCCCUUUUGGGAUACGAUCCCAUCGGUGAUGAAUACAAAGUGUUGUGCAUGUCACUUUGGGUUAAGGAUGAAGACCCUCAGAUUUUUACACUGGGACCUGGAGAAUCAUGGAGAAGGUUAAUUAUCCAAGACAUUAGCCCUAGCCAUGUUAAGUUCUACAAGGCAAUUUGGAGAUGCAUCAACGGAGUUGUGUACUAUUUAGCGGCUGAUAACACUAUUGUGAGUUUUGACGUGAGGUCCGAGAAGUUUGGAGUAAUCCAAAUACCAGAUAUGUCUCUUCGUAUGAAAGGGCUGCCUUGGGGUAUAAAAAUACUUCCGUGUGGUUUUAUAAGACAUAGGGGAAGAUUAGCUUUGUUUUCUUAUAUCAGCAGUCUUCGGGGACGAAUCUCAUUAUGGAUUUUGGAGGAUGCUGAGAAACAUGAAUGGGUGCGAAAAGACUCCUCUCUGCCAUUUAAAACGCUUACUUCUCUGUCAACAGGGGAAGGAAUCUUUUUGUUACGUGUAAGUGGUGAGACCGUUGAUGAUGAGUUGAUUUACUUACCAGACCUUGCGGAGAGGCCAUUCUAUGCGAUAUUCUAUGAUUUGGAGAGAAAUAGAGUAAGAAAAGUUGAGUACGAGGGGAUUGGAGAAAUCAAGUUCAUCAGAUCUCAUUGUUUUCCCAAUCACAUUGAGAGUCUCAUGUCUUUGAACGAUCUUCUUACCGCGGCCUAG